Nicotiana tabacum (common tobacco) is the source of this 727-nucleotide messenger RNA. RefSeq names its product auxin-responsive protein SAUR21-like. Gene Ontology annotation, biological process: response to auxin. The record is from RefSeq and is a predicted model, not a curated record. NCBI's taxonomy places the organism in Eukaryota, Viridiplantae, Streptophyta, Magnoliopsida, Solanales, Solanaceae.
AGCCACUAAUUUCUCUUAACCACUAAACUUUUGGAUAUGAAACUUGUCAUAAACUUGUAUAUAAUCAGACCCAAAGCAUUUGAGCAAAACACAAGUACCCUGACAUUCAAAAAACUUUCAUUUUUGUGCAAUUCUCAAAGUUCUUGUACUCUAUUUUCCUUCAUUGUUUACAGUUACAUCAUAUUCCUUGAGAAUGGGUAUCAAAGUGACUCCAUUUAUUCAGGCUACUCGAACCCUAAGGAGGUCUUCAACAACUGGAGGUGUUCCAAAAGGGCAUUGCGCAGUAUAUGUAGGGGAGAGCCAGAAGAAGCGAUUCGUCAUGCCAAUAUCAUACCUUAGCCAGCCUUUAUUUCAAGACUUGUUAGCUCAAGCUGAGGAAGAGUUUGGAUUUGAUCAUUCAAUGGGCGGUCUCACAAUACCUUGCAAAGAGGAUGUGUUCAUUGAUCUCACCUCCCGCUUAAGGAGAUUAUGAGUAGGACCAUGGUGCAGAUUCUUCUGCCCAUGAAAUUUUGUAAAGCAGUAGUUUUAGAAAUGAGAAAGAUGAGAGAUAGUAGAGAUGUCACUUCCUUUUAAGUCGGACUUGACAAUGAGGGAAAACAAUUCCUUGUUUUUUCUUAACCAUUUUGUAUAGUAGUAGUAGUAGAAAACUUGGAUUUUCUGCUUGUAAAGUUAGUUAAAAUGACUAACCUCCUGUCAAAUGAAUAUAGCCAAUUUUUAUUCAAGCAAA